This is a messenger RNA of Lemur catta (Ring-tailed lemur), 4071 nucleotides long. It is a transcript of the gene NEK3, whose product is annotated as NIMA related kinase 3. The coding region runs from base 193 to 1707 and encodes 504 amino acids. The transcript is spliced from 16 exons. Gene Ontology annotation, molecular function: protein kinase activity; ATP binding. NCBI's taxonomy places the organism in Eukaryota, Metazoa, Chordata, Mammalia, Primates, Lemuridae. Gene Ontology annotation, biological process: protein phosphorylation. The record is from RefSeq and is a predicted model, not a curated record.
UACUCCGAGAACAGCGCCUCCCGCCUGACCCAGGCGGCUUCCUUUACCGUAACCAGAGAGACAACCGGCCCGGCGCGCUCCGCGGAAGCCGCCAGUGGCGGGGCGGGGAGUCGACGCGGGCCGCCAGGGACGCGGUUUGGAAGAGCCCAUGAUGACUGAAUGAGUGGAGCCCAGCUGUGAGGCUGCCCCAGCAUGGAUGACUACGUAGUCCUGAGAGUGAUCGGGGAGGGCUCCUUUGGCAGAGCUCUUUUGGUUCAGCAGGAAAGCAGUAAUCGGAUGUUUGCCAUGAAAGAAAUAAGGCUUCCUAAGUCUUUCUCUGAUACACAGAGUUCUAGGAAGGAGGCUGUUCUGUUAGCCAAAAUGAAACACCCCAAUAUUGUUGCCUUUAAAGAAUCAUUUGAAGCUGAAGGACAUCUGUAUAUUGUGAUGGAAUAUUGUGACGGAGGGGAUCUGAUGCAAAAGAUUAAACAGCAAAAAGGAAAGUUAUUUCCUGAAGAUAUGAUAUUUAAUUGGUUUACACAAAUGUGCCUUGGAGUAAAUCACAUUCACAAGAAACGUGUGCUACACAGAGAUAUCAAGUCCAAGAAUAUCUUCCUCACCCAAAAUGGAAAAGUAAAAUUGGGAGACUUUGGAUCUGCCCGUCUUCUGUCCAAUCCGAUGGCAUUUGCUUGCACCUAUGUGGGAACGCCUUAUUAUGUGCCUCCAGAAAUUUGGGAAAACCUGCCUUAUAACAAUAAAAGUGACAUCUGGUCCUUGGGAUGCAUUCUGUAUGAACUCUGCACCCUUAGGCAUCCAUUUCAGGCAAAUAGUUGGAAAAAUCUUAUCUUGAAAAUAUGUCAAGGGUCCGUCAGUCCACUGCCGUCGCAUUACUCCUACGAGCUGCAGUGUCUCGUCAAGCAGAUGUUUAAACGGAACCCUUCACAUCGCCCCUCAGCUACCACGCUGCUCUGCAGACGCAGCAUGGCUCGGCUUGUCCAGAAGUGCUUACCCCCUGAGAUCAUCACAGAAUAUGGUGAACAGAUAGUAGAAGAAACAAAAAAAACUAAGCAUAAUACACCAAGCAAAAAGGACCCCAGCAGAAUCAGGAUAGCUUUGGGAAAUGAAGCAAGCAUGGUGAAAGAGGAAGAACAAGACAGAAAGUAUAGCCAUACUGAUUUAAAAAGCAUUAAUAAAAAUGUGGCUGAAAGUACAUUGAGGAGAGUAAACAGAGAAGAAAAAGGUAAUAAAUCAUUCCAACUGAGGGAAGCCAGCUCACCAAGCCCUCAGAGGCGACAAUGGGAGAAAGAUGCACCCAAUACAGCUCUUACAGCCUUGGAAAACUUAUCCGUACUUACCUCCAGUUUACCCGCAGAGGGCGAUAGAGGUGGUUCUGUAAUAAAGUACAGUGAAAAUAAUACUCGUAAGCAGUGGCUCAAAGAGACCCCUGACACCGUGUUGAACAUCCUUAAGAACGCUGAUCUCAGCUUGGCAUUUCAAACAUACACAAUAUACAGACCAGGCUCAGAAGACUUCUUGAAAGGCCCCCUGUCUGAAGGAACAGAAGCAUCAGACAGUGUUGAUGGAGGCCAGGAUUCUGUCAUUUUGGAUCCAGAGCGACUGAAGCCUGGGCUGGAGGAGGAGGACACGGACUUUGAGGAAGACGACAACCCCGAUUGGGUGUCAGAACUGAAGGAACGAGCUGGACUGCAAGGUGUAUCUGAUGGAUAAUGCCCAAGGAGAUGUCCCUGAGUCACACUAAGGAGAUGCUGCAAAUGAGGAAUUCAUGUUGGAAUAAUAAUUAGUUCACAGGAUGUAUAUUUUCCUUUGGAAACAGAAUGAAGAGGGGGGAAUUGUUAAUAUUUAAAAUUGUUCCUGAUUAGUAUCAUGGAGUGUAAAAAAUCUAGAACUCCUGUGAGUUUUUGAACUCAAGGGAGAAGUUCUGGCAGAAUGGAAUGAGCUUUGGGCUUUGCAGUACAGGAGAGCAGAAGUUAGAUCCUAGCUCUGCCACUAACUAGUUGUAUGAUUGUCAGAAAUUACUUUAACCUCUUUGAGCCAGAAUUCCCUUAUCCAUAAAAUGAGGAUAAUGAUGCCUACCUCAGGGAUGCUGACCAUAGACCAUCACAGCAGCCCUUAUGUUAUUAUUGCAGUUAUGAUUUGGGUUUAUUACUGCGUAACUCUUUUUAUGUUUCCUAAAGAGUUAAAGAUCUAAAUGUACUUAAUUAUAACAUAACAAUAUGUGCCGCUUUUCAAAUAGACCCAGUUAUGGGUAAUUUGAAGAUCUUCACCAACUACCAGCUGUCCUUAAAUACGGUCCCUCACAGGAUGCCCAGAAGAGCCCAGGGUGGAGGGCCAGCCAUGGGAGGAGUGGCGUGGGCUGCAGAUCUCGCAGAAGGGGGCAGCCCUGUAGGUGACAAAGCCAUGAGGCCAAAGGUGAGAAGAUAGGGAAGUGUCAGAAACUGGAAAGUGAUGUGGAACGAAUGGGGGGACUCACGGCACACGCAUGCUGGGUCCAUGAUACUUCAGUGAGAUGAGAAUAGUUUACUAAAGAAGAAACAGCCUUUUCCCAGUGGAUCUGUUUUACAGGGGUGUAAAACUGGUAUAGGAAACAGCACUAAAGUAAAGAAUAAGGGGAAAAUACAGUAGUGACAUUAAUGAGCAUUUGCUAAAAUCUGGACUAUGUACAUCUCUUAAAGAUUUAACAGGUUUUUUAAUCUUAACAUACAAAACCUGUGGUGUAGACCCCCAUCCCCAUCAUACACUUUACUUAUACGUGUAGUCAUCUUUAGUCUCCUCUGCUCUUGGCAGUCUCCUGCUCUUUCCUUGUUUUACAGGACUUUGAUAUUUUUGAGGAGUACUGCUUAGAUAGUUUGUAGACUGUCCCUCAAUCUGGGUUUGUUUGAUAUUUUUCUCCUGAUUGGACUGAGCUUAAGGGUUUGGGGGAAAACGACAAAGGUGAAGUGCCCUUCUCAUCACACCCUAUCGGGGAGUAGGUGACAUCCACAUGACAUUACUGGUGGCAUUCACCUUGAUCACUAGGUUAAGGCAGUGUCUGCCAGCGUUCCACUGUAAAGUUGCUAAUUUUCCAUUUUCAUGCUCUGUUCACUCUACAUGAGUCAUUAAGUCUAGCCCAUACUGAAGUGGAGACAAAUUGGUCUCUACCCCUGGGAAGGAAGUGGGGGUAUAAUCCAAUACUAUGUCAUUUGUAUUGUUGCUUGAAUUUUUCUAGUUUGGGCCGUUGGGAGUUGUUUCAGGUUGGUUCUUGUGUUCUUUGACAUGUUCCUAUCCUUUUUGAGCACUUUCUUCCUUGCGGGCACUAUAAGAAGAUACUCCAGGCUCAUCUUGUACCUUCUCUGCCCCAGCCUCAGAAUCAUCCAUUUACCAAGGAGCCUUGGUUCCCUUCAUUGGUUGAGAAACCAAGAUCUAGGUGCUGGGUAUACUUGUUCUACUGGUAUGUUACUUCUUCUAGGUCCUCCCAGCAGACAGAGCUGGGAAAUACAUGCGUGUAUACUAACCCGUGGACCCACACAUCUCUAUAGUUAUCUCUGCAUCUGUCCAUCUAUAUGCAUAUUAAACUAAGGGUGGAUUCCUACUGAUGCCCCAACUAAUCCUGUACCAUAGUUUCAGGCUAGCCUUCACCACUUGCUUUUCUGUAACUUCUCCCUGACAAUGAGAAACCCAGCUUGCAUCAUCUGCCAUCCUGAUCUUAGCUGUUCAACCCCAGUAUACUUGUAAAGGAGUUUCCAAAUCAUUAACCCUGUGAGAAACAAAUUUACAGAGUUUACAUAUCUUUCCUAUUGUCUGCCUCGCAGUUUGCAGUCAAAUACUGUUUUCUGAUUUUGCUUAAGUUAGCUCCUUGAACGGCAGCUCACCACUCUUGAGGAUUUCAUAUUAAAGCAGGCAUGGAUCAUUUUAAGGAUCUUUCCAGAUACUCAGCUUCCAUAUAUAUAGUACGCUAUACCUCUUAGUCAUCUCAAAUCUUAGCAUUGACCCAGGAUGUGAACAUUCCAAACCACCGAGCAAAGGGAACUUAAAAUUAUGUAUAAUUAUUGAGAGACUGAAUGAGUCUUGGAUAAUAAAUCGUUUUGAAUAUCA